GUACACUUCAUCGACGGAAGACCAACGAACAUAAAUCCAUGCCCCAUGUUGAAGCUGGGAUACCCAAGAAAGGUGACACAUGGGAGGAGGCCGGUCCUUAGGGUGCUUCAGGCCACUGUUAGCAAUGCACCAGGAGAGCCUGCAAACCGUGGGGUCGGCCAUGAACCAUGCACGUCGUCGUCUUCAACCUUUGCAAGUAAUGCUGAAUGUGAGCCCCAUGAUGCUACACCAUUCGAAGAGGCAGGUGACCAUGGUCAACAUGUUGGCCCCCUUGACCUUCGUUGCAUGAAGUCCUUGCUACAAAUAGAAAGCAGCUCUGAUAGGCACGAAAAAUGGAGUCACCAGAGUUGCCAAGUUCAACCUACAGUUCGUGAUAUUGGGACGCAAUGGGAAGACCCCUACAACAGCAUAAGAGAGGAACAUUCGUAUGCUGCUCUGCGUGUGAUGACGACAUCUUCAGAAACACAGACAGUACAGAAGACACCCUCUGAAGAUAUGUCAGAAGCUCUUUGCUGUUUCUACACAGGACUUAGCCUCGAUGGCUUCUGGAAGCUCGUGACGACAGUGAGUCUGGCUGCCCAGACUACCAUCACAAUGAAUGUGGGUGAUCAAGUAUUGUUGACCCUAAUGAGGCUACGGCUCGGGUUGUUGUACUUUGACCUGGCAAUACGGUUUGGCAUCUCACUUGCCCAAGCAGGAAAAAUAUUCAGAGAAAUGCUUGGUAUUCUAAGUAUUGGUAUUCUGAGGAAAGUUGUAGUGUGGCUACCAUUAGAGACAAUUCUUGCAACUACGCCGUCACAGUUUACGUCUAGCGGAUAUGGCAACACCAGCUGCAUCAUCGACUGCACAGAGGUUCCAAUGCAACGGCCCAAGAGGAUCUUUCGAGAGGACAAACCUACAGCCACUAUAAGAGCUGCAACACCAUGA
Molecule: messenger RNA, 927 nt
Organism: Ornithodoros turicata
Lineage: Eukaryota; Metazoa; Arthropoda; Arachnida; Ixodida; Argasidae
Exons: 3
Coding region: 46-927 (293 amino acids)
Source: RefSeq, a predicted model, not a curated record